This is a messenger RNA of Physeter macrocephalus (sperm whale), 1923 nucleotides long. RefSeq names its product phosphorylase kinase catalytic subunit gamma 1 (gene PHKG1). The transcript is spliced from 10 exons. Lineage: Eukaryota; Metazoa; Chordata; Mammalia; Artiodactyla; Physeteridae. Gene Ontology annotation, molecular function: calmodulin binding; ATP binding; phosphorylase kinase activity. Gene Ontology annotation, biological process: glycogen biosynthetic process; protein phosphorylation. The record is from RefSeq and is a predicted model, not a curated record. The coding region runs from base 264 to 1427 and encodes 387 amino acids. Gene Ontology annotation, cellular component: phosphorylase kinase complex.
CUUGGCCCCGACUCGUGCACUGUCGUGCUGAGCCUUGGCCUGCACCCCAGCUUUGCAGCUGGGAGUUAUUUUUGGCACAUCAGCCUUCCGUCCUCAAGUAGCAAAGCCUGAAGGAAGAGCAGCAAUAUAUCCUGUUUUGGCACAAACGUUGGCUCGGGACACGCUUCAGCCCUCUGUUGUCCCCUGUCCCCAGGGGGCUCCUGGACCUUUGGGAUUCCUGUCACGUUCAUUCCAGGGCCUGCGAGGACAUAGAGGAGCUGAACAUGACCCAGAACAAGGCACUGCCGGACUCCUAUUCCGCACAGGGCUUCUAUGAGAACUACGAACCCAAGGAGAUCCUGGGCAGGGGAGUGAGCAGCGUUGUCAGGCGCUGCAUCCACAAGCCCACACGCCAGGAGUACGCUGUGAAGAUCAUCGACGUCACGGGUGGGGGCAGCUUCAGCUCCGAGGAGGUGCAGGAGCUGCGAGAGGCCACGCAGAAGGAGGUGGACAUCCUGCGCAAGGUCUCAGGACACCCCAACAUCAUACAGCUGAAGGACACUUACGAGACCAACACUUUCUUCUUCCUGGUGUUUGAUCUGAUGAAGAGAGGGGAGCUCUUUGAUUACCUCACUGAGAAGGUCACCCUGAGUGAGAAGGAAACCAGAAAGAUCAUGAGAGCCCUGCUGGAGGUGAUCUUCACCUUGCACAAACUCAACAUCGUGCAUCGGGACCUGAAACCUGAGAACAUCCUCUUGGAUGAUGACAUGAACAUCAAGCUCACAGACUUUGGCUUUUCCUGCCAGCUGGAACCAGGAGAGAAGCUGCGAGAGGUCUGUGGGACCCCCAGUUACCUGGCCCCUGAGAUCAUUGAGUGCUCCAUGGAUGAUGACCACCCUGGCUAUGGGAAGGAGGUGGACAUGUGGAGCACGGGCGUCAUCAUGUACACGCUGCUGGCCGGCUCCCCACCCUUCUGGCACCGCAAGCAGAUGCUGAUGUUGCGGAUGAUCAUGAGUGGCAACUACCAGUUUGGCUCACCAGAAUGGGAUGAUUACUCGGACACUGUGAAGGACUUGGUCUCCCGCUUCUUGGUGGUGAGCCCCAAAGGCCGCUAUUCGGCAGAAGAGGCCUUAGCGCAUCCCUUCUUCCAGCAGUACACGGUGGAGGAAGUGCGUCACUUCAGCCCCCGGGGGAAGUUCAAGGUGAUCGCCCUGACGGUGCUGGCUUCCGUGCGGAUCUACUACCAGUACCGCCGGGUGAAGCCCAUGACCCGGGAGAUCGUCAUCCGAGACCCCUAUGCCCUCCGGCCCCUACGGCGACUCAUCGACGCCUACGCUUUCCGGAUCUAUGGCCACUGGGUGAAGAAGGGGCAGCAGCAGAACCGGGCGGCGCUCUUCGAGAACACACCCAAGGCUGUGCUCCUCUCCCUGGCCGAGGAGGGCUACUGACGGGCAGGCCGGCAGGGCAGGUGGGGCGGGGCUCAGGCCGGGAGGAGGAGCCACCGAUAUGGAGGGCACAGGAGUGAGAGCAUGUGCAGGCCUCUGUCCAGAGGGGGCACUUGGCCCCAGCCCGGACCCCAGGAGCUGGGGCCAGUCUCCCCUCUUGGAGGCGUCACGCGGUGGUCAGUGCAGUUGGAGCCAGGCCCACGGAGGGGGACCAGCUGUGGUCCAGAACCAGGAGCACCCUGCCUCUCCACGGCCCAGCUAUACCACCACGUCCGCUUGUCCUCACGGGAGGCCCACAGUUACUGAUACUCGGUGCACCGCCUUUAGGGUCCCAGGGUGAGGAUGAAAGAGAACAGUCUGAGAAUCGCAAUCACAGGAGAUUUUACUGACCUCACAAAGUCCAGUGACACCACGGGAGCAGGUUCUUCUCUGGGGCCAUGUUUUUAGAGGCAUAGGGCAGCCCUUACAUAAUUAAUAAUAGAAAGGGAAGCUUCUGCUG